ACAAUUCUGGGAAAGGAUCCUGGGCCUCUUUCCUGUAACAGGGCCUUGAAGAGCCACCGUGCCCCAUCGUGCCCCGCAGCGAUGCCCGUGUGAUGUGGUAGAGAAGAGCAAGACAAGGAGGGACACAAGGAUGAGGUUGGAGCUGUCCUGGCCCCUCCUGGGGCUCCUGCUCUGGGCAGGCCUGUCUGCCAGUGAAGAAUUCCUGGUGGAGAUUUCGGGCACCACGGUGACAAUCACGUGUCCCUUGACCGAAGAUGAUGUAAAGUGGAAGUCAACUGAGGGAACAACAGACCCCAGCAACGUGAGGAAGCACAUUAUAACAGACCACAAGAGCUCUCCCAUCAACCUGAGCUGUUCUUCUGCCUCCAGUGGGACGAGCCAUGAGCUGUACCUGAAUGCCAGAGUGUGUGCCAACUGCGAGGAGCUGGAUGCCCUGACGGUCACAGGGAUCAUCGCUGCAGAUCUCCUCAUCACCCUGGGGGUGCUGAUCCUGGUCUACUACUUCAGCAAAGGCAGGAAGGGGCGAGCAAGCCCCGGUCCUGCCUCUCGGCCACGAGGUCAGAAGAUGCAGCGUCCUCCCCCCGUUCCCAACCCGGACUAUGAGCCCAUCCGGAAAGGCCAGCGGGAAGUGUAUGCAGGCCUGGAAUCCAGGGGGUUCUGAAAUUCCCAGGAUGACAGGCUGGAAGCCAUGGAAGCAGCAGCAUAAGGGCUAAAUGCUUCUGCCCAGCUCAGUGCCAGCUCUGCAGCUCUGCUGAGGCAUUUUGGGGUCAGCCAGGUCAGGCACCCGCUGUCCCACCCUGGGGUGUGCUUUGGUUUGACACCAGGGAACAGAAACCUGCAUUGGCAAGGGAAGUUUUCCUCCCCAUUAAAGGA
Neopelma chrysocephalum (saffron-crested tyrant-manakin) is the source of this 873-nucleotide messenger RNA. RefSeq names its product CD3e molecule (gene CD3E). The transcript has 5 exons. Lineage: Eukaryota; Metazoa; Chordata; Aves; Passeriformes; Pipridae. Gene Ontology annotation, cellular component: alpha-beta T cell receptor complex; membrane; external side of plasma membrane. Gene Ontology annotation, biological process: cell surface receptor signaling pathway; positive thymic T cell selection. The record is from RefSeq and is a predicted model, not a curated record. Bases 131 to 661 code for a protein of 176 amino acids. Gene Ontology annotation, molecular function: transmembrane signaling receptor activity.